AUGACGGAAAAUGCAGCCGAAGAGGCCUCCGGCUUUGAUGUUGUGUCAGAACAGCCGUCUACAAUGGACAUGAGAUCGUUGCAGUACGUAGACCCAUUGGACCACCUAACGUGCCCCAUCUGUCAACUGCCCUUCAUCACACCUUUCCAAACCAAGUGCGGCCAUAUAUUCUGCAAAUCGUGUAUUCUGGAGACUUUCCGUUCCCCCAUUGGCCAGAAGUGUCCGCUAGACCGGUCUCCGUUGCAUUAUAAGGAGGAAACUGAUGGUGAAGCCAAUAUCGAAGAGGACGAAUCUGCGGAAACGUCCACGGAGACGCCCAAGACCAGGGAAAAUGACAUAUUUCCGGCGCCAAUCAUCAUAUCCAAUAUCACGGAUGAUAUGCGAGUGCGCUGUUUGAAUCUGGACCGGGGUUGUGAGUGGAUUGGUCCACGCUGGUCGAUCAAGACACAUCUGUUACUAGACUGCGGCUUCACGCGGUUUGAGUGUAACAACGAGUUGGAUGAAGAACCCAUAAGUAUUUGCAAGAAGCUGACCCAAAGAAGGUAUCUAGAUGGCUUGAAUUCGUGCCCGCAUAAGGAAUAUGGAUGCCAGUUCUGCGGAGAGAUGAUAACCAAGCCUGAUGAAGAGAAACAUUUCACCAAAGAGUGCGAUAAAAACCUGAAAAAGUGCAAAGGAUGCCUCCUCGAGUUUCCUCUAAAGAGUGUGGAGCAUCAUGAGCGGUUUUGUGACAAGUUCGUGGAGAAAUGUCCCGCUGCAAGCAUAGGAUGUGACUGGAAGGGAGCACGCGAGCUUCUGACACUCCACCAGGAAACGUGCAUAUUCACCCGGUUGAAGCCCAUACUAGACGAGAAGGAUAAAACUAUUGGUCAGCUGAGGGAGUCAACCAGCUUUUUAUCGUCAAAGCUCGAAAUAAUCCUUGAUUCGAUAGUUCAGGGCAAGGUGACAAAUGUGGGGUUUCCUCUCCAAUUGGACGAAGUAUCUUCCUAUUCCGGCCAGAGAUCCAAGAGGGAUUCAGAGGAAGACUAUGUGCAUCUUCUGAUGGAGCUUGAAGGACUGCGGAGCGAUUUUAUGAGAAUUCAGCCGUCUAUAUCUGCUCUGGAGGCUCAACAGCAGAUGAUCAGUGGACUUGUGGCUCAAAACACCCAUCUUAUGGAAGACAUGAAUAACCAGCGUAUGGGGCUUAACAGUGUUCGUCAGCAGAUUCAGUUCUUGCUGAUGGACAGGAGACCGAGAGGCGGAAUGAUGGAGUCCCUGAUGCCGCGGAAUAGUGUCCCCAGUGUCGCGGCUACUGUGUCGAAGGAGAGUUUGAGCGAUGACGAGGGAUCUUCUGCAGGACGGUCGAAUAAGCUGUAG
This is a messenger RNA of Kuraishia capsulata CBS 1993, 1353 nucleotides long. RefSeq lists its product as uncharacterized. The record is from RefSeq and is a predicted model, not a curated record. Gene Ontology annotation, molecular function: metal ion binding. Bases 1 to 1353 code for a protein of 450 amino acids. NCBI's taxonomy places the organism in Eukaryota, Fungi, Ascomycota, Pichiomycetes, Pichiales, Pichiaceae. The transcript has a single exon.